ACUUGUAUGAGUGUUGUGAUUUUGCAAAUUGAAUUGGUUAUCAUAACUUCAAAAAUUAAAGUUCACCUUUCCUUUCAAGAAAAUUUGUACCGCUACAACAAUUUAGAAAUGGGUAAACACAAGGAAAAGGUUACAAUAGAAAAGCCCACACCAGAGGCCAUCGAAAAAUCAACUGUUUCUAAAAAAGAAAAGCGAAAAGCCAUUGCAGAUAUUACGGAGGAGACAAGCACGAAAAAGAUCAAGCCAGAAAUCAUUGCAGCAGGUACAACUAUCGAUCAGGCCUUGCUGGUUAACCCUGCGCUUAAACUGAACAAGAAAGCAAAACGUGCCAAACAACGCGAAAAGCAUGCCAAGAACCAGGAAGCUAAACAUGAAAAGUCUAAGGAGCGAGAAAAACAGGAAACCAAACAGUACCUCCAAAUGUGGAACGAUAACCGAGACAAAUGGAAGUUUCAGAAGCUGAAACAGAUCUACAUACAGGAGCAUGUUUUCGAUGAAACCCAGCUCGAGGGGGAAGUAUGGCCGAUUGCUUUGGAGUACCUUUCCGGUACCAAGGGAUCCGGCAAAGAAGCACUGUCGAAGCGAGCGGAAGCGGUUAUCAACGAAAUAGAUCAGCAAGUGAAGGACACUGGUGAUAGGUCACUGUUGGAAGUUAGCAAAUAUCAGAGGGCGAGGGAUUUGUUGCAGUAUCUCGGGUAGCGGAUGGUUGCUGAAUCAAUAAAGUUUAAUGUUUUAUAACCGAAUUUAUUA
Topomyia yanbarensis is the source of this 750-nucleotide messenger RNA. RefSeq lists its product as uncharacterized. Bases 7 to 699 code for a protein of 230 amino acids. NCBI's taxonomy places the organism in Eukaryota, Metazoa, Arthropoda, Insecta, Diptera, Culicidae. The transcript is spliced from 2 exons. The record is from RefSeq and is a predicted model, not a curated record.